CAUUCGUGAGGUCUCCGUCGCUGGGAGUUGCACGGCCGCUGGCGACCUGAACGGGUGCCCAGAAGGGAAGAAAAUGAAGAUCGGCAACUUCGAUAGCAUAUCCAGGUGGUUCCCCAUCACGGCAGUGAUUGUUCUAGGCCUAUUGGGUGAGGUCCCCUCAAGCCAUGUUCCUGGAUUCUGCCCCUGGUUCGAAGUUCUUCCCGGCUAUGGCCAAGUCUGCUUAUCAGGGUCCCCAUCAGAUUUCUGGACCGCGAAACUGGAAUGUGAAAAACUGUGUGGUCAUCUUCUGAUGGUUAAGACUGACCGCGACAAGCAAGUCCUGGACAUGAUGUUAAGGAGGGACGAAGUCCCCCUUAAUUUGAGCCCGCAGGUUGGUUUGUGGAUCGGAGGGUAUCGGAACAACAAGACGGCACCACUCCGGUGGGUGGACGGAACUGUAGUUGAUGACGCUGCCUUUGACAAUAUUAAUCAUACAGAAUCCGUUUGCCAAGCGCUUCUGCUCCACAAACUCGAUCAGUUUCAAGAGCACUUUAGGGCCAGUUUAAGAGACUGCUAUAUAAGCAAACACCCAUUCAUAUGCGCUAGAAACAACCACUCCGCUCACGAUUGUACCCAUUCCGGAGGACCGUCGCUUGCCUGUGCACUCGAGGUCAUUGACACGCCCGCCUACGUGUACGUAAACCAGAAUGAUAUGACGAUGACCACAGUGUGCAAACGUGGACAUAUAUUUCCCGAUGGUUCAAGAAUAAAAACGGUAUCUUACAAUAGCGAGGGGUGGUCUCGUUCAUUUCCGCCUUGUAUAGCUAUAGACCAGUAUCUGAACGGAAUCCGUGAAUGUAACGCCUCUCGGCAGAUCAACGCGGCGACCUUAUUGUUACGUGAGCCUAGUGUCCCUCAAGAUGGAACGCCUUGGACACCAUAUGAACCUACAAAAUGUGACAGCUCUGGAACAUGCCACGUCGACCAAAUAAAAUGUCCGCCAGGCUACACCUACCGACGGGCCAACUCCUGCUACAAGGCUUUUGUCGGAAUGAGGCCGUGGUCGGACGCACAAAAUGUAUGCAGUCAAGAUGGCGGCCAUCUUGUUUCCCUGGAAUCAAUGUCUGAAUUGAACCACGUUUUGGACCAAUUUCGAAGACAUUCGACUAUGUUCCCAAUUCCAGGCUUGCGUGGUUUAUGGAAGCUUGGUCUGGAACAUGGCGCUAGCGAUCUCAGCGGCCAAGGUUUCCACGGACGGAUGAACAACACCACGUACUCAAUUGGAGUCAAUGGUGAACCGGAAGGGGCAAUCGAAUUUCUUGAGAAUACAACGUCUUUCGUAGAGAUAAUGAGUCCAGAUAUCUUCAGCAUGAAGUCGGCAAUAACACUGAUGUUUCAAAUCAAACCCGUUGACGAUGGUCGCGUGAGGCGGCAUCAGAUAUUACUCUUCGGCGACAUCCUUGAUGUGUAUUAUCUCAAUGGAAGUGUGCACUUUGUUAUCAAAGAUGGCGCCCCGAUUCUCCUGCCCGGUGUCCGCGCGGCCAAGUGGACAAGCUUGGCGCUCACAUAUGACCACAGCACCAAGGUCUUAGUCCUUUGGAAGGCGAAUAAUCCGGCAGUGAAAACCUCAAUAGAGGUUCGUGAAGAUGACCACGUUCCACCAAAUGGUUUGACCCGUAUUGUCCUUGGAAAUGGAUUCACUGUAGACGAUGAGCGUUAUUACGGGGGAACAACACGGAUGCACUGCUUUCAAAUAUAUGACAGAGCACUGGGACUGGAGGAUAUGCUUUAUACCUGGGAAUUAUGCAGGUCGAGCGCUUCUGAUGGAGGACUGUGGAUAGGAGCCCACGAGGUCGGUGGUCAAUUUCGGUGGACCAGCGGUUCCCUCUUGAGUGACACGGAGACAAACGCGGCAGCCGCAUGGAGUCCCACCGCACAACGCGGGGACGGCGGAUGUUUGUUAUUGAGACCUUUUGGAUUCCACAACGUAGACUGCCAGCAGGAACAGAGGGAAUUCAUUUGUGAGAUAGAACACCUAGACCAUCCCCUAGGUCCAGCAGGCGAGGUUUUCAGGACUUGUGAAGAUGUAGGGUCCAAUUCAAACGGUAGAUGGCGACAGGUGCUUGUCCAGCCUGUGGACCACCUACCGCCGUUCACAGUAACCUGUGGUUUUGACUACACCACGGGGACGUUCCACCUGAGCCUGGAAACAGACCAGAAAUGGAUAGAUAUCAAAAAUGCAUUCCUUUCCUCAGAAGUUGAGUUUUCCUACAAUGAAAGUCUCGGGUUGAAUUUACAUUUGAUACCAUGGUAUAAACAGCGCUCUAUCCAGUGCCGACAGUACGUUCAGGCCCAUUGUAGCAACGCAGUUAUCUUUGGAGGCGACUAUUGGUGGAAGUCCAUCCAGGGGUAUCACAUGACAGAUUGGGGCGGAGCCUCAACCAACAGCUCUACUUGCGCAUGCGCGGGAUCGGAAUCCGGUUGCAACAAUCCAUUGUCUCCCUGUCACUGCGAUGGGAAGGGGAACGCGACCGACUCUGGGUUUCUCAGCGACCAACGCUAUCUCCCACUUAGAGGUGUUUUUAUAUCGGGGACAGUCAACGCAGACGCAGUAACUAUAUAUGUUGGCCCGUUCACCUGCAAAAGAGUCCAGUUGCAUGAUCUUGGCAUGUUGCUCCUUAAUUCUAAAUACAUAACAAAGGCGAACAACAUCCGGGCAUCUGACAUUGGAGCUGGAGCCGGUGGCGUAGGCGACGUAAUUUAUAGUUUUGUUGUCCAAUCAACUGACCCUGUGGAUAUCAUAAUAGACCUCCAUGCAGAGUAUUCAUUUGAUGUGAAUAUGAGACUGUACGGCGGCGUGAACCCACUCACUUUUCAACCUCUUGACGACAGAUUAAUUGUUCUCAGUGACGACGAAGGGGAUUCUCUGAAUCCUAGAAUUAUGGCAAGGUUACGGGGAAACCACACGUACUAUAUUGUCGUAAGCGGGACAGUGGGGACCCUCACCAAUCGAGGGUAUUUUGAGCUUCACUUAAGUACAAGUGGUUUUAACACAUUUAAAGCAUUAUCCGAAGAUUGUUUAACAGAUGCGGAGUGUCAAAAAUAUGACGCCGCCAGUUGGUGUCCAGAACAAACAUACAGGUGUGAGUGCCGCCCAGGUUUUGUGUCGGAUCAGUUCUCACACUGUCGGAAAGUUCUAGGAAUGGACUGUAACAACGAUCUUGAUUGUACCAGUGCGGUAUACGGAAGUACAUGUAAUGCAGAUUCGCCAUUAGGACCGAUUUGCACGUGCAAACCGAAUUGGUACGAGAGAGAGAAUGAGUGCAGAUGCCGCUCAUCUUUGUCACUGUGGGACGAUGAGUCAACCCUCUGCAGCUACACAAGGUAAAAAAGACAACGCAGGCAAAAUGUUUCUCCUAUCUACAAUAGACGGGUGUACGAUGGCAGGCGACCCAGACAUCGGGGUAUACGUACAGAUCUCCACGGACAGCGCAAUCCCAGCUCACGUCACAAUUACGUCACCUCUACUGCAAUCUAGAUACCGCCCGCACUUGGCUCAGGAUGUUCUACAGAGAGGCAAGCCAUUUACCUUUCACCUUCCAACCGAGUUUUUCUGCACGGAUUUAGAGAAGGCCGUGAACGGUAGCAUAUUAGUUUUGAGCACACGGGAUGUGUCUGUGUCUGUGAUCAUUCAAGGCCCAGAUGUGGCCGGAGGGUAUCUGGCUAUACCGGUUGAUGCUUGGGGGCAAGAGUAUAUGGCGGCGUGUGGCGAGUACCCAACUUAUCCUAACCGUCAUCACGAAUUUGUUGUUUUAGCCAUACAUGAGAAAACGAAAGUCCGCAUCCAAAUACCGCAGCAUACACCACAGAUGCCUUUAUUCCAAUUUGAAGGCAGACACUACGCUGGCCACGAGUCAUUUGAAAUCGAGCUUUCGAGAUAUCAAACAUUCCACGUGUAUCAAUUGACACGACCACUGACAAGUGCAUAUAUCGUCUCGGACAAACCCGUUGGACUUAUAUGCGGUUCGAGGGUUAUUCCAUUGGCGGAGAGAAGUCCCGGCUUGUCUCAUGAUAUGAUGAUUGAAAUGAUGCCACCAAUUUCAACGUGGGGACAGACUUACGUGUUCUUUCUACCCAGCACGCUCCCUGAUGCAACUGGUAUGGAAUUGGCGUUACUGUCCCCUCGGUCCAAAACAUCUGUACUUCUGUCUGAUGCAACCGCCACUUACGAAAUACAAGUAUACGAAUAUCCACAGCGAGGAAUACUUAUUCUGCCACUUGAAUUCGACGUAACUGACGAUAUGGGAGUUUUGAUAAAGGUUUCGGGUGGAAAUGACCCGGGGCUUGUAGUUCUAGGAGGAAGUCAGGGUGUUUACAAACGUGAAUCUCAAAAAGGGGGGCGCCAUCUGCAUGUUCUUACGUCUCUCCAACAGUCCCCUUCCCGGUCAACGUUCGUAGCAGGACAGCUUGAAAGUCGGUUGGGAUUGAAGUCGACGCCAUACGCACAGCACUUCGUGAAGACCGAUAACAUGACACUGGAUACCAGCGUUUGGCGUGGUUUUCCAGAAAAUCUUGUGAACCCGGCUGAGUGUGUGAUAAACCCGGGGGUCCACACGCUGUCUAAUGAGAUGCCACAAGAAAGCGUGGAGGGAACACUUUAUGGCACGGGAAAGCGGAUUGAAUAUGCAUUUCCUGUUGGAGCACUCUAUCAAGAAACCCAUCCAUGCCUUCCCAGUUUGUCGUCGGCUGGCGACCUGGUGGACAACGACUGCGACGGCUCUGUGGAUGAAGAGGUGGUUAAUGGUUUAGAUGACGACAACGAUGGUUUAAUUGACGAAGACGUGGUCAACCACGGGCAGCCACUACAAGAAGUACCACCCUGGCAAAUUACCUGCACCCGCACAAGCAGAGGCAUGUUAAUGAGCCUGCUAUACGACUCCGGAACAAAUUGGUCCAUCAUGAAAGCGGCCGGGACGGCCUUACAGCAGUGCCUUUUUGUCCGCUAUUUUCCUUAUGGAACUGAAUUUAGGAGAGAUAUUUUGUUGGACGACCAGGCUGACAGGGAUGCCUGCGGAGUAUCUGUGGAGAAAGAAGAGGAUUCGUUGGUCUACUUAAUAAACGUGAUUGCCCAGAAGGACCCGGAUGUUGUUGCCAUUGGAGACCAUAGUUACGUAGUGAGCUGUAUUUUCCCUCCUGACGACUCCUCUAGGGUCAUAGCCACAGCGUCAGAGGUUGGUAUCAACCCUUUAUCGGUGAGAGGCGCCAGUGGACGUAUAGGCAGUGAACAGGCCGCAAUUAUUUUGGAUAUACGAAAACAAGACAAGAACGACGAGAGUUUAAGACCAGAUGAAGAUGUUGGUGUCGGUAGUAUGAUUCGUCUGGAAGCAACUUUGGUCAGUAGCGGAGUGUUUCAAGGAAUACGUGUAGCGAAUUGCACUGCUUAUCCGACUGACACUUACAGCGAGACGGAGAAGCGGACAGUUACAGAUCAGAAUGGAUGUGGAGAUGGCCUCGUCAUUGACCAAGGCGAAGGAUUCAUGCCACUAGAACAAAGUUCUACAAAAGCAGCGUCACCGUAUUUCCCAGCAUUCAAGUUCAAUGAUCACGAGGUCGUGUUUUUCAAGUGUGUUGUCCUACUUUGUGUGUUCCCCGGUGCCCCUUUUUGCACAAUGCCCCAUUGUCACGACCCGAACGAAAUCCCAGAGAAGUGGCCUAACUACCAACACUUGCUGUAUAAAGACUAUCGGCGAAAGAGGAGGUCGGAAAAAGUCCUGCCAGACCUUGACACUUCCAUUACAGCAUCUGCAUGGAUGACGGUUCGAGAAAAGCUAAAUAAACCGCACGCCCUUCCUUCUAAGAGCGACAACGAGUCUUUGUCAGAGGGUCCAAACCUGAAUGCUGGACGCCUAUUUAAAGAGUGCAGCGUAUACAGUAUCCACUUCUUUUCCACCGUUGUGGUAAUAUUAUUUGUAGUCUUGGUGUUUGCCCUAACGGUGUCGUCUCUUAUUGUGCGAAUACGGAAAUAUGAAAUGAGAGGGAGACGAUAUGUAGAGAGUUUUAGGUGGGAUCGCAGUUCUCGAGACCGUAUCCGUUGUGUAAGGUAGCCAUGACAUAAUUGGGAAAAGAGAUCAUUCCGUUUGUUAAACAUGUGUUAUCUGAAUUCGCCCUUCAAACCAUGAAAAUUGAUUUUUGAUUUAAAAAAAGGUAUUUGAAAUGAUCCACAUAUUUAUAUAGAUUUACAAAUAUAUCUUGUGUCCCUGUUGUUUAAAGCACACUUCGGCGAUUUUGAAGCUUAAUUUUAAAGUUUGAUGCAAUUUGUGAUAUUAUAUCUAUCAAGACUGCAGGGAUUCUAUGAAAUUGCACAAAGGCCAAAUUACAUACAUAUAUUUUUUUCAUAAAAAGUUAUUUGUAUUAUAAACAUAUUUUUGGCAGAAAAACUGAAUUAUACGCAAAUGCCACGUACAAUUUAAAUAAAUAUUUAUA
This is a messenger RNA of Lingula anatina, 6462 nucleotides long. RefSeq lists its product as uncharacterized. NCBI's taxonomy places the organism in Eukaryota, Metazoa, Brachiopoda, Lingulata, Lingulida, Lingulidae. The record is from RefSeq and is a predicted model, not a curated record.